Molecule: messenger RNA, 930 nt
Organism: Nyctereutes procyonoides (raccoon dog)
Lineage: Eukaryota; Metazoa; Chordata; Mammalia; Carnivora; Canidae
Product: olfactory receptor-like protein OLF4
Exons: 2
Coding region: 1-930 (309 amino acids)
Biological process (GO): G protein-coupled receptor signaling pathway
Cellular component (GO): membrane
Molecular function (GO): G protein-coupled receptor activity; olfactory receptor activity
Source: RefSeq, a predicted model, not a curated record
AUGGAACUAGAGAAUGAUACACAAAUUUCAGAAUUUCUUCUUCUGGGAUUUUCAGAGGAACCAGAAUUGCAGCCCUUACUCUUUGGACUGUUCCUGUUCAUGUACUUGGUCACCAUACUUGGGAACCUGCUCAUCAUUCUGGCUGUCAGCUAUGACACCCACCUCCACACCCCCAUGUACUUCUUCCUUGCCAACCUGUCCUUUGUAGACAUCUGUUUCACCUCCACUACAGUCCCCAAGAUGCUGGUAAAUAUACAAACACAGAGAAAAGUCAUAAUUUAUGAAAGCUGCAUCAUGCAGAUGUACUUUUUCUUACUUUUUGCUGGUUUGGACAACUUUCUUCUGAGUGUUAUGGCCUAUGACCGAUUUGUGGCCAUCUGUCAUCCCCUGCACUACAUGGUCACCAUGAACCCCCAGCUCUGUGGACUGCUGGUUCUGGUGUCCUGGUUCAUGAGUGCCCUGCAUUCUUUGUUACAAACAUUAAUGGUGUUGCGGUUGUCCUUCCAUACAGAGGUGGAAAUCCCCCACUUUUUCUGUGAACUCAAUCAGAUGAUCCAACUUGCCUGUUCUGACACCUUUCUUAAUAACAUGGUGUUGUACUUUGCAGCUAUGCUGCUGGCUGGUAUCCCCAUGGCUGGGGUCCUCUACUCUUAUUGUAAGAUAGUUUCCUCUAUACGUAGAAUCUCAUCAGCUCAGGGCAAGCAUAAAGCAUUUUCCACCUGUGCAUCACAUCUUUCAGUUGUCUCUUUAUUUUAUUGUACGAGCUUAGGUGUGUACCUUAGCUCUGCAGCUACCCAGAGCUCCCACUCAAGUGCAGUAGCCUCAGUGAUGUACACGGUGGUCACACCCAUGCUGAAUCCCUUUAUUUACAGCCUGAGGAACAAAGAUAUAAAGGAGAGUUUGAGAAGGAUUUUUAUUAAUUCUUCUUAA